AUGCAGGCUCCAGUCGUGGUUAUGAACACCGCGAGCGGUGAGAGGCAGACUGGCCGACAGGCUCAGCUGUCCAAUAUUGCUGCUGCGAAGACCGUCGCCGACAUCAUCCGGUCGUGCCUGGGACCCAAGGCCAUGCUAAAGAUGCUUCUAGAUCCUAUGGGGGGAAUAGUACUCACGAAUGACGGCCAUGCCAUCCUACGAGAAAUCGAGGUGUCUCACCCUGCUGCGAAGAGCAUGAUAGAGCUUAGUCGAACUCAGGACGAGGAGGUGGGAGAUGGCACAACCACUGUGAUCAUUCUCGCUGGUGAGAUCCUGGCACAAGCACUGCCGCAGCUUGAGCGCAACAUCCACCCUGUCGUAAUUAUCGCCGCAUUCAAGCGAGCCUUGAAGGAUGCGCUUGAGAUCAUCGACGAAAUCUCCCUACCGAUCGAUAUCGAUGAUGACAAGGCCAUGUACGGCCUGAUCUCUUCUUCUAUUGGCACCAAGUUCGUCUCGAGAUGGUCCGAGCUGAUGUGCAGCCUAGCCCUGAAGGCCGUGCGAACGGUCAGCUGGGAGGUGGGCAAUGGCAAGACAGAAGUCGACGUCAAGCGAUAUGCGCGUGUCGAGAAGGUGCCUGGCGGCGAGAUCGAGGACAGUCGAGUGCUGGACGGUGUGAUGCUGAACAAAGAUAUCACACACCCCAAGAUGCGAAGAAAGAUCGAGAACCCAAGGAUAGUGCUACUGGAUUGUACCCUAGAAUAUAAGAAGGGCGAGUCGCAGACAAAUAUCGAGGUAUCCAAGGAGGCAGACUGGAACCGAAUCCUACAGAUUGAGGAGGAGCAAGUGAAGGCGAUGUGCGAGGCUAUCCUGGCUGUCAAGCCUGACUUGGUCAUCACAGAGAAGGGUGUUUCUGACCUGGCUCAGCACUACCUGAUGAAGGCGAACGUCACAGCUCUGCGCCGUGUACGAAAGACAGACAACAACCGGAUAGCCCGUGCGACCGGCGCAACUAUCGUCAAUCGUGUUGAGGAUCUGCAGGAGUCUGAUGUGGGCACAAAGUGUGGCCUGUUCGAGAUCGAGAAGAUUGGAGACGAGUACUUCUCUUUCCUAACGAAGUGCAAGUCACCAAAGGCGUGCACCGUUCUCCUCAGAGGGCCGUCAAAAGACAUCCUGAACGAGAUCGAGCGAAACCUUCAAGAUGCUAUGGGAGUUGCGCGCAAUGUCUACUUCCACCCAAGACUAUCACCUGGCGGUGGUGCUACCGAGAUGGCAGUGUCCGUAAGGUUGGCACAGAAAGCAAAGAGCAUCGAAGGUGUUCAGCAGUGGCCGUACAAGGCUGUUGCCGAGGCCCUGGAAGUCAUCCCCAGGACCCUGGUUCAAAACGCUGGCGCAAGCCCCGUGAGAGUCCUUACCGAGCUUCGCGCUAAGCAAGCAGAGGGUAAGAGCUCUUGGGGUAUCAAUGGAGACACCGGCACGCUUGUGGAUAUGAAGGAGUAUGGCGUAUGGGAGCCGGAGGCUAUCAAGCUACAAAGCAUCAAGACAGCCAUUGAGUCUGCCUGCCUUUUGCUUCGUGUCGAUGAUAUAUGCAGUGCGAAGAAGGCCGCAAACGGGGCUGUAGGUGUGGGCGGUGGUGGAGAUGACUGA
Messenger RNA from Phaeoacremonium minimum UCRPA7, 1623 nucleotides. RefSeq names its product putative t-complex protein 1 subunit gamma protein. Gene Ontology annotation, biological process: protein folding. The transcript is spliced from 6 exons. NCBI's taxonomy places the organism in Eukaryota, Fungi, Ascomycota, Sordariomycetes, Togniniales, Togniniaceae. Gene Ontology annotation, cellular component: chaperonin-containing T-complex. Bases 1 to 1623 code for a protein of 540 amino acids. Gene Ontology annotation, molecular function: ATP-dependent protein folding chaperone; ATP hydrolysis activity; ATP binding. The record is from RefSeq and is a predicted model, not a curated record.